Molecule: messenger RNA, 1986 nt
Organism: Drosophila teissieri
Lineage: Eukaryota; Metazoa; Arthropoda; Insecta; Diptera; Drosophilidae
Product: tektin-3
Exons: 3
Coding region: 199-1755 (518 amino acids)
Biological process (GO): cilium assembly; cilium movement involved in cell motility
Cellular component (GO): microtubule cytoskeleton; nucleus
Source: RefSeq, a predicted model, not a curated record
CGGCUUAGUUUUUUCCGCUCCUCGAAAGGGAACGUAUCUGUGCGCUGUGCUUUCUGAAAUCAUUCGUUAAAUCCGAGCACCCCGUCCAAAUUCCAAGUGGCACAAAUUACUAGUACUCCACUAUCCUAACGAUUUGAUUCAAACCCGAAACCGAUACCGAAACCGAUACCGAAUCCGAUACCAAAACCUCCGACCACGAUGAGUCACAAUGGUGCUGGUGGCGGAGCCGGCGGAUCGGGCAUCCCACAAACCACGGUCAUGUAUUCCCAAUUGCAGCCAUGGAGCCAGGCGGGCGCUCCGCCCUGCAUGGAGCCCGUCAUGGGACCCUCGAUCCCGCCGAGAGUUGGCGCCGCCUACGAGACGCCCACGAAGCACCCGUGGCGCCCGGCGAUGGCCUAUGAGCUCAUCCAGGUGAAGCACCUGCCCGAGCAGCCGGUGACCAACCAGCUGACCAAACAGUGCUUCCUGCCCAAGGGCAUGAAGACGGACGGCAUGAUAUUCCCCAACCUGGUCACCGGAUUCGAUCGCAAUCCGCAGCACGCCGCCCGGGCUGCCCUCUACACGCGGUACACCAGCAACGAGUGGUACAACAACAACAUGACCAAGUAUUCCGAGUCCAACAUGAAUCGCAACCUCUCGGAGCGCAUGCGGAGUGACGCAGUGCGUCUGAUGCGAGAGACGGACGAGAAGGCCACCUCGGGCCAAAGGGACGCCGGCCGAAGGCUGGGCGAGCGCAUCACCGACCUGACCUUCUGGCGCAACGAGCUGAACGCGGAGCUGGAGAAGCUGAUCGCCGAGAUGUCGGACAUCAACGAGCUGCAGCGGCAGUGCGGCAAGGCGCUCCUCGACCUGGAGAUACCGCUGCACAUCGCCCAGGAGUGCCUCUUCCAUCGGGAGUCGCGCCAGGGCACGGAGAAGGUGCAUGACAUCGUGGAGAAGGCCCUCCUCGUGGAGAUCAACAACCUGAGGAACUCCCGCGACCGCCUGGGCGGUCUGCACGAGAAGAUCUCGAAGCAGGCCCUCGACUGCCGCGGCGCCCAGCAUCUUCUCGAGGACGACGUGUCCCACAAGGAGUCCUCGCUCGGCAUCGACUCCAUGUGCCACCAGCUGAACAACCACAGCCGCGGCAUCACCUACUACGGCGGCAUCGAGAAGUUCGAUCCCUCGGUCAGCACCCAGGAGUCCUGGGCCCAGGCCAGCAGCGAGCACGUCCGCCGUUCCCAGGCGGAGCGGGCUAAGCUCUCCCAGCUGCGGAGCGAUGCCCAGAGCGUGGUCAACUCGGUGGCCACCACCGUGUGGGACUUCUGGAGCAACACGAACAACGCCUUCGAUCGCCGCUCCCAGGAGAUGGCCGAGGCGAAGAACCGGGUGCAGCUGCACCUACAGAAGGUCCAACAGGAGCUGUUCGACAUGGAGAAGCACCUCUUCCUGCUGCAGAAGGCCAUCCAGGACAAGUCCGGGCCGCUGAAGGUGGCCCAGACACGGCUGGAGGCCCGCUCCCAUCGGGAGGGCGUCGAGCUGUGCAAGGACUACGCCCAGGACCGCCUCGUUCAGGAGGUGCAGGACAUCCAGGGCGCCGUGGAGACGCUGCAUCACAAGCUGAUGGAGGCGGAGGCCACCCACCAGGGUCUCCUGAAGACGCGCUGCACCCUGGAAGUGGAUCUGCGGAACAAGGUCAAUGCCCUGUUCAUCGACCGGGAGAAGUGCAUGAGCCUCCGGCGCUCCUUCCCGGUCAGCAAUCUGAUCAAGUACUGAUCCGGAACAGGACGACGGGCUCUGGACUCUGGUCUCUGGACCCCGCACUCCCACUUGCUUCUCCGCCACCCACGUCGUAGCCCGUUCGCAUUAAGAUGGCUUUUGUGUGUCCACGUCUAGUAGCAAACUGCUGUCUCUUUUAAAUAGCAAAUAUGAUAUACUGUCGAAAAGUACAACCGAUUUGGAAUUAUUAGGAGCAAGCAUACAAAUAAAUCUAUUAUCUUACGUGUA